Molecule: messenger RNA, 2094 nt
Organism: Microsporum canis CBS 113480
Lineage: Eukaryota; Fungi; Ascomycota; Eurotiomycetes; Onygenales; Arthrodermataceae
Exons: 6
Coding region: 1-2094 (697 amino acids)
Source: RefSeq, a predicted model, not a curated record
AUGGCCAACAACGACUUUCUCAGUUUACUCCGUCGGCUUUUAGAGCAUGUACAGGAGGACCCGGAUUACGUCGAGUCGUGUCUCGACUCGCUUUCCAAAGAUGAUAGAUCUGCGUUUAAGAAGUUCUCCCGGAUGCUAACAGCAAAACCUAAAGGUCCAAAGCAAAAGACAACGAUCAAGAAGAUUACGGAUAUCUCAACGAUUGAGCUAUCGGCUGGGCUGCAGAGUCGUCUCAAAAGCUGGGCGGAAAACCCUGCCUUAUUCUUCGAUGGCAGCGUGAAUAAAGCGCGAAAUUACAGUACUGUGGCAACAAUAUUCUCCAGAAUUCGGCAAGAUGAGGGUGAACGAGAUAUUUUGACGAUUAAACGACGGUUUGACCUGAUGGCCCUAUAUAGAUCUGCGGUAUCUUACGGCUCACACACUGGGACCUCCUGGCGAAAUAACGGAGCAAUUAAUUUUGCAACUAUUAUCUACAGAGACUUGUCGCGAUAUGACAAGGAAGACUUUAAUGGUAUCAUACGGGACGUCGAGCGAUGGGUUGAUUUGGGGCAAGGUUUUUACACCUGGGCCGAGAAGCUGGGUUCGCCAGGCUACCUCCUGAUAAUGCCGCUGGGACUCUGCGAAACUAAAUACGCGGAAAGGCAUUAUCAUCCAAAAAUUGAGGAAGGUGCAUCCUAUCUUCGCAAAAUUGGUAUUGGUACUAUUGCAAAAGAGUACCGGGCUGUGUCCGUUGGCGAAUAUAUCUCACAGAAUACCUUGAAGCACCUCGGACAGCUAACCUUACCGAAUAUACCUACGGAAUCAGACAGUGUGAGUUUACGCGCCAAUGAAGCAGCGAGUGACCCUCCUAGGGCGCACGGUUUCCGGACCUCUUCCUCUCCAAUAGUCAAUGUGCCAACGGGCAAUACGCAAGCUGCUUCCAAGAGACAAGGCCUGGCUCAAAAUAGUUUGUUUCAAGGAAGCAACAAUACUCAUACAGUUGGCAAUGCCGAGAUCGCAAGCUCUACUCAGAGCUCGUUUUCCUUGAACGAUAACGGGUCCGAGGAUGGCACAACGGUGAUCAGUAGGGCAACGAGUUCUUCCCAGCCUGAUGAAUCUACCCAAUGUAUGGAUGCUGGGAUUGCUGUGGAGUCAACCCACGCGCGGCGCUCCCCGACGGGUAAUGAUGAGGCUGCUUUAGCCACGGAAUCGAGUACUCCCUCCCAAGGCGGGAGUCCGAACGCUACAAGGCACGAACGGCAGGCUGGUUCGCAGAUAGGAGAAUCUAGGGAGCAGGGUGACGGCCAAUCAAGAGCGAAACGUCGGCGACGAAAUGUUCUCCGGGGCAGACAGGCGACCUCCCAGAACGCGCAAGGCCAGGCGGAGGGCGCCGUCACUAGAAAUAUCCAAUCCAACACACACUUUGAAGCCCAUCUACCAGAAGUAAGAAUGGGAAUACAUGGCGACAGUGUGGGCUCGUCUACAGAAACGGAAGUUCCAUGGAUGCAGGCUUCUCCUGAAGCAUUCGAAAUCGGGCAACAAGGGCGGGGUACUCCAGGAGGAACGGGUGCGGGUGGCAUAACAGGCACUGUAUUUGGUCAACAUGGAUUGAACUAUCACAAUGCAAUGGCUAUUCUGGCAGAACAGGCUUCUGCAACACGUGCGAAACGUCGCCGGCCCGAUAUUGCAUCGAGAGACCUGACAGGUGCUAUAUUCGAUCAACCUGGAUCGACCCGUCGCUCCCGGAAUUUGCUAGGCCAGGCGGAUAGCGACGUGUCCGGGCACAGUCCAAUGGUAACCAACCGAGCCAAAAGCAAUCAUCCUCGUGUGCAAAAUCAAGACGGUUUCACGCAAGCGUCGAUCCAACAGGCCGACGUUACCAACCAACUACUACCACAGUCCACGGCACAUCUUAACCUAGAUAAUCUGGCACACACGUCGAAAUAUCGACCAAGUGCGGCAAAAUAUGCCUCAACCGGAUUCCCCCCACGCAGCGGUGCAAACAUCGCUCAAUCCGAAUACAGACCAUGGCCAUAUAAGUACAACACCUGGUAUGGACGCGUGUUUACAACCAUGGGCGAAUUACGCGGCUAUGGCACAAAGCUCACUAACUAG